GUACGUUAAGUUAUCAUUGUUGCAAGGGAACCAAGGGGUAUAUUAGUAAAGUAACCACCCUUCAUUUCUUUUUGCCAAUUUUUUCUAUAUAUAUAAACCUAAAUUCUCUAACACCCCCCUAACUAGAAAGUUGAACUAAAAAAAAAAAAAAAAACCUCUCUUCUAUCCCCAUCUUCUAAUUAGGGUCAGAAGAACAUACCUACAUAUAUACAACCUUCUUUUUCUUUCUUCUUGUUCAAAAGUUAAAAGAAAAAAAGACAAGAAAAAGAUAAAAUAAAAAGAUAAAAAUCUUCUUCUCAUCACCCCACAUGGAAAAAGAGUUAGAUCAUCAAAAAGAGCUUCAACUUCUGCCACCCCCACCUCCUCCUCAUCCCGCUCCCUCAUCCUCCUCACGUGCUCUUCCUUGGUUCCACCACCGCCAUCGUCGAUCACGACCACCAUUAUAUCCGCCAUCUUACGCCUUAGACGGCGGCGGCGGUGAUGAUGAUGGUGAUCAUGGCUGUGAUCAUGGUAGUGGACCUUCCCUAGACUUGAAGCUCUCUAUAAGCCUAGAGCCAGCUGAGCCAUCCGAUUUCGGUUGCAUCGACGCGCUCAAGUGGCAAGCGGCUGAGCAGAUAAGGCUUGCCGCCAUUGAAAAGGCAUAUGCGGAACGAGUUCGAGAGUUAACUCGGAGAGAGAUUGAGUUGGCUCACUCCGAGUUUGCUCGAGCUCGUGCCAUGUGGGAUAAGGCUAGAGAAGAAGUUGCUAAGGCUGAAAGACUUAGGGAUACUGCUACUACCUGCAUGGGUGAGAUCACUUGCCACUCUUGCAGGCAAAGGUUUCGUCCUAAUUAACUUCAUUAUUAGUAUUAUUUAGUAUUUCCAUUAAUGUGGCAUCAAAAUAUUAUUCACAUAUUAUUUGUAUUUUAUGUGGAGGCGGGUAUAAAAAUAUUUUGGUUCGUUA
Messenger RNA from Beta vulgaris subsp. vulgaris (sugar beet), 942 nucleotides. Its product is annotated as protein indeterminate-domain 16. The transcript has a single exon. Gene Ontology annotation, cellular component: nucleus. Bases 309 to 833 code for a protein of 174 amino acids. NCBI's taxonomy places the organism in Eukaryota, Viridiplantae, Streptophyta, Magnoliopsida, Caryophyllales, Amaranthaceae. Gene Ontology annotation, biological process: gravitropism. The record is from RefSeq and is a predicted model, not a curated record.